Molecule: messenger RNA, 4457 nt
Organism: Priapulus caudatus
Lineage: Eukaryota; Metazoa; Priapulida; Priapulimorpha; Priapulimorphida; Priapulidae
Product: semaphorin-1A-like
Exons: 18
Coding region: 142-2547 (801 amino acids)
Biological process (GO): axon guidance; neural crest cell migration; positive regulation of cell migration
Molecular function (GO): chemorepellent activity; semaphorin receptor binding
Source: RefSeq, a predicted model, not a curated record
UCCACGCACGGAAUGAGAAGGACUACACACUACAGACGUAAACAAGCUUUAUGUGUUGUCGAUUCUUCUCAUGUUUUAGUUUCAUUGUGGAUAUAACUUGUGGAUAUAUACAUAAUUUAAGAGCACCCGUCAGUUAACGCCAUGGCGACUUGUCUACGAUUUGGAAUGGCUGUGAGGUGUACGUCAUCGUUUCCAUUGCUACUGCUUCUGAUGAUGACAAGUGUUCAUAGUUGGCUGCAAGAUAUCCAACCCAACAUGGUUGUAGAACAUCCAAAAGAUGUUAAAGAGUUCGUUGGAAAUGGCACCGACCCUGAUUACUUCAAAAUACUGGAGCAAGAUGGUGAUAAGCUGCUAGUGGGCGCAAGAAAUUUCGUCUACACGAUUCAACUUAGAGAGUUCCGCGAGGAUGAGCCACGGAGACUAGAAUGGCCUGCAAACUCCGAGGACGUCAGCAAGUGUCUGAAUAAAGGCAAGUCGGUGUACAAGUGUCACAACUUUAUCCGGGUGUUGAAGAAAGUGGGAACAAACAAAGCGCUCAUCUGUGGCACCAACGCCUUCAAGCCGAUGUGCAGGGAAUAUGUCUUCGACGAAUCGCAAUACCAGUACGUGAUGGUGAGCGAGAGCCCGGGCGAGGCGAAGAGCCCGCUCGAUCCGGAGCAGGACAGCACGGCGGUGUGGGUCGGCGGCGAGCUGUACACGGCGACCGUGCGAGACUUCAUCGCCAGCGACUACAUCAUCUACCGCGAGCCCGUGCGCACGAUGAGCCGCAACAUAGACUGGCUGAACGAGGCUCGUUUCGUCGGUUCCUUUGCACACGACGAUCACGUCUACUUUCUGUUUCGCGAGACAGCUGUGGAAUACACCAAAUGUGGCAAGGCUGUGUACUCGCGUGUGGCGCGCGUCUGCAAGAACGAUCGCGGCGGUCUGCUCGUGCUCGAGGGACAGUGGACAUCAUUCGUCAAGUCUCGGCUCAUCUGCUCCUUGCCCGGCGACUACCCGUUCCACUUCAACGAGAUACAGGCGAGCACGCCACUCGUGGAGACGAUGGUCAACGGCAAGCGGGAGCUUGUGUUCUACGCCGUCUUCACGACGCCAGACAACAGCAUCAGCGGGUCGGCGGUGUGCGCGUUCCGCAUGCGCAACGUCACUGACGCGUUCGACGGGCCGUUCAAGGCGCACGACGUCGACUCCUGCUGGCAGACGGUGCCCUCGAGCAAGGUGCCCUCGCCGCGGCCCGGAACGUGUGUGAAUGAUUCACAAGACUCAAGUCAGCUCCCCGAUACGACCUUGAACUUCAUCAAGGACAAGCCACUAAUGGACAUGCCUGUGCCACCUAUGGGGAGUGAGCCACUGCUGGUGCGCACACAUCUGCAGUCAAAGUUCACGCACAUCACAGUCGAUCCCCAGGUGGUGGCGGUGGACGGAUCCACGUACGACGUUAUGUUCGUCGGAACUAGUGACGGCUUCGUGUUCAAGUCGCUGCACGUGAACUCUGGCGGCGGCGGCGGCGACGACGCGAGGCGGCACAUUGUCGUCGAGCAGGUGCGAGUGCUCAACGUGACGCUGCACGGCAACCUCACCAACCUGUACGUCUACCGGCAGCGCACGCCAGACGGCGACACCGACGAGAAGCUGGUGGUGGUGUCGCAGCGGUCGGUACACGCGCUGCCCGUGCAGCACUGCGCCGUGCGCGUCUCCUGCGCCGGCUGCGUGCAGCUGCAGGACCCCUACUGCGCGUGGGACCGCAAGAAGAAGCUGUGCGUGCACGAUGCCAACCGCGGCGACGCCGCCGACAAGAGGAAACCAUGGAGCACUCCCCACCCUGGACAGUUUAUACAGAACGUUCAGGAUGGCUUUCACGUAGACUGUAAAGAUGUAGAUGAAAAACUUACGUCUACAAGCACAACCCCUGAAGUGACAACACAUCCCGCCACAACCGCACCGCCGAGCACAGAACCGCCGACAACGACCACGGUGGCGCCACCAAGCACUUCCACUCCCGCAGCGCCCUCUGCGACACAGUGCAUUUGCGACUGCUCGAAAGUCGCCAAUGCAUCGUUUGCGAAAUACGUUGUUAAUAAUGAAAUUACUGGUUCAACUGAGGACAUCAAACCCCAGGAGGCACCAGCGAGCAAGUGCGCCCCAGCACUAGAGCCGAGCACCGCGCAGCUGACCGGCUCGUCGCACGCGUACUCUGCCGAGUCGCUGACGCUCGCCAUCGUGCUGACGCUCAUCCUCGCGCUCCUCAUCGGAUUCUGCUUCGGCUACCGCUUCAGCAUGUGGCACGCGCGGCGCGCGCGCGACGGCGAGCCGCCCUACAAGGAGAACAACGAUCUGCGGCGGGCGUCGCGCGAGGCACAGCACCUCAACCACGACGCCGGCUCGAUAGGCAGCGGCGGCUACGUCGUCAACAACAAGCCGCCGGUGAACCUCGUGCUGAACGUCGCGCCGAAGGGCGGCGGCGGCGGCAAGUCGCCGAACAUAUCGACGACGGACUCGGUGUACAACACGAACACGCUGACGAAGGCGAAGAAGGUGUACUUGUAGCGCCCCCUCGUGGCGGGGCGGGCGGCGACGGCGCGGCGGUCGCCGUGCGUCGCCGUAUUUUCCUGGUGCAAUCUCUGUGAGAAUUUGCUACACAGUAUUUUGUAUAGUGCGACGAUGAGUGACGCUCACACGAACCCAGCGCUCCGUACUGUGAUGAUCGGCAAGUCGCUGCAAGGCGGGGACAUUAGGGGAUCGUCGGUCGCAGCGCAUGCGUGGACGCGGUCAGGGGGAUGGGGCGAAGCCAGCAAGCCUUGCCAAGCAGAUGCCAAGCAACAAGCUUUGCCGAGCGGCUGGCAAGCAACCAGCUUUGCCGAGCGGCUUCAACACGCUGUUCAGAUUGUUGUUGUUGUUAUUACCAAGCUAACAGAUGCAAUCCGUUUUGAGUCUCGCAGCGCCACCUGCUGGGGAGAUACUUCUCUCCAUUGUAAACGACUGCAGAUGGAGCAGAGAGGUAGGUGAACAUGCUUCAACCUGACGUGCAACAUACACGGGUGCUGCCUGCAAGAAGCUCGACUAGACAAAAGCAUCCGUUCCGCACCCGCAGCAAGAGAAACUGGAAAUUAGAAACUCGUGCCCAGGCACAUACGUUCAGCUAGCUAUCAGUGUUCCGUGGCUGCAGCUCACAGCGAGCGUCGAAACAUAACUGCUAGCAUGAGACACCAUGAGCAAGCAGUCGUGCAGCUAUCUAAUAUAAGGAAGCGCGUAAAGAUGGUAAUAUAUGCCCGUAGUGUUGUUCUGCACUAUCUAUUCGCAAGCAGUGCAAUGGUGUAUCGCUCAAACCUGCUGUAAUUGCUGUUAAAUUAUUGAGUGUCGUGAUGAAUGCUAGGCAGUAGGAUGACACUGCAGUGGGUGUGCAGCAUUAUGUGCCUGCAUGUGCCUUAUAUACUGGUGACCAACAAUAGUUCGACUACUAAGUAGCAUUAUUUAAGGAGACUGGCAGUAAUGUGUGCGAGUAGGAAAACUGAGACAGCGUGCGAGGCCUGCACGACGAAAUGGUAGCUAAUCAAGUUCACGAGAGAUUGGUGUAUAUAUUAUUAUGUUUGUAAAAAAUAAUUUGUUUGUAAAUACUACUGAAAGACCUUUUUUUUGAGCUCGUCAUCACGGAAGCGUAUCCGUGAUUAUUGUUUUAGUUCCACUUCGAUUUGAAGCUACUGCUGCCUGACAGAACACAGGCACACUUCAGUAGAAUAGAUUAAAACGUGGCCAUAAGUCUCGAACGUUCCUGUUGAUGUUGAAAUACUGUACCGAUAAGUAUAUAGAGUAUAAUUUUUAGUUGAUUCUGUGGGAAACCGUUGUACAGAGAAUAUAGGUAAGCAUUAAAGAAAUCUCAUCUUCGAAUCUCAGCCAGACUUAUUUUAUCAAUACUACAGUGCCACACUCUCAUUUGUGCGCUCAUGGGAAAGGCCUAAUUGUAAAUAGAUGCAGAUGUAGACGUUCCUUGUAGUUUUUCCUCGUCACUGUACAUGUAACACUGACACACAACCAAUCACGGGAUGUAGCAGGUUAAACGUAGUACUUCUGUAAGCUUCCUGCAGACUGUUAUCCAUACCCUUAUACAAUAUUAUAGAUGCUACAAGUCGUUAUCAUGAGUUUAUUUUGGGACGAAUGCCAUACGGUAAUUUCUAGAAUAUUCCGUUACAAAAUGCAUUGUCAGAAGGCGUGCAAUUGUUGUUCUAACUAUCCCACUGGAUAGGAUUAGCUUGUUGCACAAUCAGUGAUUAAUGGUUAUACUUAAUUUGUGUUGAUUUAUCGAGGAAGUAAUCUGCUCAAACUGUCCAGUUGUGCAUCCAAGUGUGUUCAAGGUUGGUGUGGUAGUUUUAUGAUUGGGAACACAGCCAUGAGCAUUAGUUUAAAGUCGAUAAAGUUGUGCUUUGAUGGUGAAAUUGUAUAUAUUAAACCACUAAACAAAA